AUGUAUAAUAUUAAAAAAGUAUAUUUUUUUGUACAUUUUUUAUUUCUUUUUUUUUGGGGUUUUCAAAAAAGUUCUUGUAUAUAUCCAGGAAAUAAUUACAUUUAUGAAUUACUAAAAUUAGGGAUUUUCGAUAAAAAUACGAUGAAAAUAAAAAAAGAAAUAUAUGAAAACAUCGAUAAGACACAUCAAAUAUUUUCAUCGUGUAAAACUUGUAUAAAGUUAAUACAACUAUUAACAAAAAUUAUUCAAAAUAAAAAAGAACAUUACAUUGAUAUUGCAAUAGAGGAAACUUUAGAAACAAAUUUAUGUAAGCCACAGUUAUGGAAACAGUAUUUUAAUUAUGAUGAAUUACUUUAUAAUGAGUAUGUUAUAGAUAAUUGUGCAUAUACUCAUAAAUUAGUUAAAGACCAUAUUGAGGAUAAUAUAUAUAAAUUAUAUAAAAAUGAAAAAUUGUUUUAUGAACAUGUGUGUGAAAAAAUUCAUCACAUAUGUAAAAAAGCUAUAGAAGAAGCUCAAAAUACCUCGAAUAAUAGUUUGAAAACCAAACUUAUGUAUGAUUUAUAUUCCAAGUAUUUAGUAGACCAUGUCAAUUAUAACAUAACUCCAAAUGGAAUACCAUACAAAAUAAUAGAAAAAUAUAAAAAAAAUACUAAUGAAAAUAUUAAUAAAAAUAGUUAUAUCAUAAUUCAAUCUCAAAUAAAAAAUAUGAAUCAAAUCAAAAUAUAUGAUGAUUUCAAAAGUGAAUAUUUCAGGGUUAUUAAAAUGAAUAAGUUAAAUGAUCAAGUCGCUGAAUUGUUCCUCAAAAUUGGAGUACAAAGUAUGUUCACUUUUAUUUUUUAUAACAAAUUUGAGAAAAAUAGAAAAAUGUCAAAUGACUCUAUAUUAGAUAUAAAAAUUAUGAUUUAUGAUGCAACGAAUAACAUCGAGGAUUUGAUUCCGAAGAAUUAUAAAAAUAAGUUAAUGCACAAUGACGAAACAUUUUUAUUAUACAAAUAA
This is a messenger RNA of Plasmodium berghei ANKA, 996 nucleotides long. Its product is annotated as conserved Plasmodium protein, unknown function. The transcript has 4 exons. The record is from RefSeq and is a predicted model, not a curated record. Lineage: Eukaryota; Apicomplexa; Aconoidasida; Haemosporida; Plasmodiidae. The coding region runs from base 1 to 996 and encodes 331 amino acids.